Molecule: messenger RNA, 2205 nt
Organism: Penicillium diatomitis
Lineage: Eukaryota; Fungi; Ascomycota; Eurotiomycetes; Eurotiales; Aspergillaceae
Product: SWI/SNF chromatin-remodeling complex subunit SNF5
Exons: 2
Coding region: 1-2205 (734 amino acids)
Biological process (GO): regulation of transcription by RNA polymerase II; chromatin remodeling
Cellular component (GO): nucleus; SWI/SNF complex; nuclear chromosome
Molecular function (GO): transcription coregulator activity
Source: RefSeq, a predicted model, not a curated record
AUGAUGAGCGUAUCGGAUGCAGAUAAGCUGAAUGAUACCAAUGGUACGCAGCAACCGAAUGGCACCAAUGGAUUAGCACAAAUUCGCAGACGAUCCCGGGAGGGCGCUCAUGCCCAAUCAAGUGAAGCAUCCAGGAAUCUCACGGUACGAACACGUGAAACGCCGGUGGAAAAAGUCCUUCUCGACCAAUUUGUAAAUCGCGAAUUCCGCUACUCGGCAGCUGCCGCGAGGGAUCAUCCCGCCCAAGAAUUGCAACAGCAUAAACGGGCCGAAAGAGACUACUAUCUCUCAGUGCGUCGCGAAACACACGGGAAUCCUGCUGCUUUAUUCGGAGUGGGCUAUGAAGGGUUUGGCAAUCAGCGGACCGACAUCCGGAAUCAGCCCUCACAGGUCCUUUACCCGGCUCAAAGGCGUCGGCCAGGCAAUCGCAAAGCGCGGGAAUUACGUGUCUCAAGACGAGAUCUAAAGAUUCAAAGCGAACAGAUCGAGGAUCUGGUGCCGAUCAGGCUAGAUAUCGACUGGGAAAAGGUCAAAAUUCGAGACACAUUCACGUGGAAUCUUCACGAUCGUGUGGUGUCGCCCGAUCUUUUUGCAGAAAAACUGGUGGAAGAUCUAGGACUCUCCUUGGAGACCUCCGGUCCACUACUGCGCAUGAUCUCGCAAAGUAUCCAAGAGCAAAUCAUGGACUACUACCCACAGAUUUAUAUGCAAGACGCACCUCUGGAUCCUCAGCUGCCAUACACAGCUUAUCGCAAUGAUGAAAUGCGCAUCUUGAUCAAGCUCAAUAUCACGAUUGGUCAACACACCCUGAUCGAUCAAUUCGAAUGGGAUAUCAACGAUCCUCAGAAUUCACCAGAGGAAUUCGCAUUGCGGCUGACAGACGAUCUAUCGCUUUCUGGGGAAUUUACCACAGCCAUCGCCCAUUCCAUUCGCGAGCAGUCCCAAUUAUUCACCAAAUCCUUGUACAUCGUUAAUCAUCCCUUCGAUGGUCGCCCCAUUGAGGACCCUGAUCUCAAUACAUCCUUCCUUCCCACCCCAGUCUCCUCCGCAUUCCGCCCCUUCCAAGCAGCCAAGGAGCACACGCCAUACCUCUACGAGCUCAACGAGACCGAUCUUGAGCGUACCGAAAUCUCCAUCUCGCGCGAGCAGCGUCGCCAAAAACGAUCUAUCAAUAGACGAGGAGGCCCCGCGCUCCCAGACCUCAAAGACCGCCAGCGUACUAUUCGCUCGCUCAUUGUCUCCUCUGUCAUUCCCAAUUCUGCCCGGACCUUCGAAGAGAGCAAUGUCAUAAAACGUUCUGGUACCAGUCGACGCCGCGGGAUUGCAGGCACUCGUGGUGAAGAAGAGUCCGAUGACUUUGAGAGUGAUGAUUCCGAUGAAGAUUCCCCGGCUAUUGGACCCCAUCUCUCCCAGGGCACUGCCCGUACAAGAGGCAUGAGGGGCGCUGCUACAGCUGCACACGCGGCCUUACGUGCCAGCUUGGGACACUCUGCCACGCCGGAGCCGAUUUCGCAGGAGCCUUCCAGAGUGUCUCGACGCCAACAAUUACGAGAAGAGAGUCUCGAAGAACCAGAAAAGCUUGUCGUGAAGUUCAAGAUUUCGCGAGACAAGCUCACUGAUCUUCGCAAAGGCAAGCGCAUCUUUGAUGCUUCCACGCAAGCUGCGACUAUGGCUCCUCCCUCAGAGAAACAAAAACAACACCAUCCCCCGCGACCACAACAGACAGGAGCCGUUGACGCGCCGAAUCCGCCCCAGCAGGGUGUUCCUGGACCUCCUCCGCCUCCCUGGCUUCAGGCAGGGCUGGGCAAGCUGAAGCAAACACAUCCCAAUGAUUCAUUCGAAGGAGUGAUGCGUUAUUCAGCGGUAGAUACUGAGACACUGGCCCCCGUCUCAAAUCCGUCCAAUCUGCAGCCAGGCCAGAAGAUCAAGUAUCAGUACCUGCCCCGUAUUCGCUGUCACGACUGCCCUGGAAAGCUGUACACGCCAGGGCCAGGCAUGACAGUGGACAACUUCGAGGUUCACCUCCGCAAUCGUCAACACAAAGAGCGAGUCGAGGAGCGCAUCAAAAAGAUUGCCAGCAAGCCGCCGGGCUUAUCUGAUGUUGCAGACAGCGCCCACGCAAGCCCAACACCUGGCGGAAUUAGCUCCGCCGGCACCAGUCCUGCGCUGGCUACCACCGCAGUUCCAGGUGCUUCUCCAUCUUAG